CCCCCUGGAGCUGUCCCCUGUUGACAUGACGGUAGCUGUUGCUGGGUCAUACAAUGCUCAGGAGGAGGAAGACCAGCGCCUCAGAACUCAAGAGGGAUCUUUCAGCUCAUGGAGGAGCUCUGUCCAUGUCACAAAACACACGCACUUUUUUCAACUUCUCUCAGCUGGUGCUUUCUGCUGGCCAUCUCAAACCGCCACCAGUGCUCAAACAUUCAAAAGUCACUUACUUUGAAGUGGAGAUCCUUGAUGUGCAAAGCAAGAAGCAGAUCUGCAUUGUGGACAAGAUACCUCCAUCAUCUACCCUCCUAGAUGUGAAACACAAAUUUCACAAAGCCUGUCCCCAGUGGUACCCUUCCCGUGUUGGUCUGCAACUGGAACGGAAUGGGCCUUAUUUGAAGGAUUCUGUUAACAUUCAAAGCCUAGCAGCGUCCUCCAUCAUUACACUGUAUUUUACAGACCUGGGUCAGCAGGUUGGUUGGACCACAUUUUUUCUAACAGAAUACACUGGGCCUCUACUAAUAUACCUGCUCUUUUACAUUCGUCUCUCAACUAUUUAUGAUCAAGUGGAAAGUACGAAGAACUUCCGCCACCCAGUGGUUCACUUGGCCUGCUUCUGUCAUUGUUUGCACUACAUCAGACAUCUUCUGGAGACAUUAUUUGUUCACAAGUUUUCUGGAGGGCACACUCCCCUGAAAAAUAUGAUAAAGGGCUGUGUCUUUUACUGGGGAUUCACUUCUUGGAUUGCAUACUACAUCAACCAUCCCCGAUAUACGCCACCAUCAUUUGGCCACAGACAAGUUUCUCUUGCUGCCCUUGCUUUUCUGAUGUGUGAAGCUGGAAAUCACUUUAUCAACGUAGCAUUAGCUCACCAAAAUCAUUCAGGAAACAAAGCCUGUUUUCCAAGUCCAACCUACAACCCCUUCACGUGGCUCUUCUUGCUGGUAUCCUGUCCCAACUAUACUUAUGAGGUUGGGUCUUGGAUUAGUUUCACGGUAAUGACACAAACCCUGCCAGUUGGCAUCUUUGCUUUCCUGAUGGUCAUCCAGAUGUCUCUCUGGGCCCAAAAGAAACACAAGCUGUACCUGAAGAAAUUUUAUCCAGAGGUGCGGAGAAAAGCAGCUAUGAUUCCUAUUGUCUUCUGAGCUCUUGGUGAAAGCUGAAGCCUGAGUUCAAUAGCUAACCCAGAGUAAAUGAGCCAUUUAAUUCAGCAACCGAAGUGGGUCCUGAGGAAGCACUACUGGAUAUCUUUUUCAGAAAAUUAACAGAUGAGACAGCUUUUAAUUAAGUGAAAAAAAAACGUAACAACCAAACAGCUCUUCAAUUCUUGAUUCCUGCUAAAAGAUAUUUAAUUAGGUUUUCUGCAAUGGAGCUAAUUGGGAAAGCAUGAGAAAAUUUUUUAUAUUCGAUUUUAGGCUAGUACUUAGCUGGUUUAAAUGGGCAUGGAUGCUGUUAAAAUUAACAAAAUACAUACACCUAAUCUGUGUGUGUUCAGCUCUGGUGAUUUUAAGGUUUGGUGUUAGAUGUUGACCAGAUCCUCAGAUUUUUUGCAUCAGAAGUUGUUUCCCAACCUCAUUUCUAUUAAAUUGCAUAGAAACAGCCUGUUCUGCCUUAACUCCUCUAAAGCAUCACAACAAAGAAUGACUGCUUUGCUGCUAAAACAGUUUAGUAUUACAAAGCUUUUCCUUCUUUCUUUCCUUUUAAUUGAAUCCAACAGCAAAUUGUUCAAUGCAAAUUGGCUUCAAAUGAUCACUGCAGAGAAGUCUGGUUCUCUUUUCUUUUCAGGCGGGCAAAUCAGCCCCAUAGUCUCGGGGGGGGGGGGGGGGGGGGGGGGGACAGUUUGUGAGGUGCAACCUGCUACUAACUUGUUGCUCGACCUUGGGUACGUCACUUAAGUCAAUCGUUGUUUCUCACGUUAAACAGUUCUGGAAAUAGCAGUAGACUUUCUGGACUAACAAGCAUGUUAAGAUCCUCCUAUUCAGUGCACGACUACAUCUGGACACCACUGUCUUGUGUCAAACACUGUGAAAUUCCUGGGCAUGAGGUGAGCCAGAGUACAGCCUGUUAUUGGAAAGGAAAGGGAUUCUGACACAGCAUCUGUCAGUCCCUCUUUGGCCUGCCUCAGAUGGAUGCUAGAGAAUGGCUUCUGCCAUGAACAAGUGCUCAAAGUCCUCUUCCAGUGUCUAAAAACUCACAACUUACCUCUUGCCCACUAUAACUCAGUUUCAACUUGCUAAUGUUCUAAAUUAAUCACUUUAGAAAUUUUUUGUUUCAACUUCUAACCUGUUAAUGUCUGAAUUUUUUCCUUCUCUCAGUGGAAAGUCUGACUUACAGUGAAUACUCAGUUUGCUAACCCAGAGUGCUAAUAAAGACCUGUUUCAGAAAAAACACUUUCUGUACUCUUCAGUUACUUAUACCAAACAGCAAUACUUUGAAACUUUUCUUAAACAGACACACAAGUCAUAAGAAUGUAAUUUUUUUUUUUAUCCAGUUACUGGGAUUGUUUCAAUUUCAGGUUUAUUAAAUGUCUCAUUUUAGCAAUUCUAAACAGUUGAUGAGGAAGGCUAACUUGACAAAAUGCCUACUUACCUAAUAGGCUCUUGAUUACAAUUGCUGCAGCUUUAAGCCUAUCCAACGCAUGCUACCAGAGUGACUCAAAGUACGAGAAGCACAAUCAGCUUAAGCCAAAUAAGUAGCUCCAGGAGAUGUUUACCUCCCUGCAUUACUUGUUGGUCAUUCAGUAUGAGAGGAUGGGGAGAAGGGUGUCAGGUCCUGUAGCAACUGACUGAAGUUUUAAAAUCAGGUUAAGAGCAAAGACUAGGUAUGAACAAAUGAUGAUACACUAUAGCAGACUGAAAAAAAUAAGCACGGCUGAUAUUUUGGGAGGUGGUCUUGACUUGCUAAAACUGCUCUAAAUUGUGUUAAGCUGCUUCAUGAAUGGCAAUAAAUCCAACUUUCUACACA
Molecule: messenger RNA, 2961 nt
Organism: Gallus gallus (chicken)
Lineage: Eukaryota; Metazoa; Chordata; Aves; Galliformes; Phasianidae
Gene: TECRL
Product: trans-2,3-enoyl-CoA reductase like
Exons: 12
Coding region: 54-1142 (362 amino acids)
Biological process (GO): very long-chain fatty acid biosynthetic process
Molecular function (GO): oxidoreductase activity, acting on the CH-CH group of donors
Source: RefSeq, a predicted model, not a curated record